Darwinula stevensoni is the source of this 1476-nucleotide messenger RNA. Lineage: Eukaryota; Metazoa; Arthropoda; Ostracoda; Podocopida; Darwinulidae. The record is from the annotation of a GenBank genome assembly.
UUGGAGCGUGGCAGAUUUUUCGAAAUCAAUGGUAGCAAUAUAACACUCGCUAUCAACUCCGUCAUUGGACUGAAGAAUGACAAGAAUUUGGUGGAACAAGUUUCAACUCUCGUAGCAACCACUCGAGAGCAUGCGAAGCACAUCGCACAAAUCAAGGUUGACUAUGACAUCCUGUGGAAAGCAAAUGAAAACCUGAGUAAUGACAUCAAGAACCUUCAGCACGAAAAUGAGAUCCUGAAGCAGAAGGACGAAAAGCUAGGCCAGAACUACGAGAAUCUAAUGUCGGAGAACAAGAGGCUGAGGCAUGACUACGAGAACUUGCAGGCACAGAACAUGAGGCUAAGCCAGAACUACGAGAACUUGAGGAAGAACACAGAACAUCUCAAGUCUUUCAACCAAGGAUAUUUGAAUGACAGAUAUGAUUCCUACAGGAAUCUGACAGACGGAAGACUUCAAUACCUAGAGACGAUAACUCUGCAAAUCACUCCGAGAACGUGCCAAACUCUGGCCGACAUGGGGGUGAAGCAGACAGGAACAUACUUCGUGGAUCCGGACGGGGUACUUCGUGGUGACCCACCAAUACAAGUGCUAUGUGACAUGGAGACAGCCCUGAGUUCUGGGGAUACACACAAUGCCUGGUGGAAGGACCGGCACGGCAACCCUCAAUAUUACUGGGACGGAUCGAACGCAGGUCGACACGUGUGUAACUGCGGCCUUUCCAAAAAGUGCAUUCACCGCAGCUCUUCAUGCAAUUGCGAUGCAGAAGCCCCCCAGUGGGAGUCAGACACGGGAACAAUCAGGAACAGAACAGCACUGCCUAUAACCGAGCUGCGAUUCGGGGGGCUACAAUUUGAUGGGCAGAAGGCUAGCCACAACCUCGGCGGAUUGGUUUGUCGAGGCAAGGCUCCAUCACCGGAUAAUCCUGCUGAAUCUUGUUCAUCGCUCCGUCAAGCUGGAAACGCUGAGACGGGUUAUCACCUCAUCACCAACAAAAAAGGGCGGCUGGAUGUGGUUCUGUGCAGAAUGGAUUUGGAAGAGACCGACCCGAAGUUUCAGAUGGGAACCAGUGCUCGUAUUGCAAGAGAAGUCGUUUAUUUCGAUGUAUAUGACGCAGCGGGCAAAGCGGGAGGAGUCAUACACUUCAGCGGGACAGAAGUGAACAUCGGCGGGGGGAUGAAUCCCAGCAGCGGAGUCUUCACCGCACCUCUGGAUGGCAUCUAUGUUUUUCAUUUUCAUACCUGGACGCACAGCACGGUCCUUAUGCUUUACUUCAGAAAAAAUGGAGACCAGAAAGCACAUAUCUACUCUCAUGACUAUUCCAACGGAGCGUAUGAUGUUCACGAACAGAUGCCUGGGCAAACCUUUAUGCUCCAUCUUCUCAAGGGCGACACUUUAGAUGUCUACUUGGAUAAUGGACUUCUCCGUGCGAAGACCCUGGACAACAAGGAAACACGACCUAGGAAUUAUUAUGACUAG